Penicillium olsonii is the source of this 1482-nucleotide messenger RNA. The record is from the annotation of a GenBank genome assembly. NCBI's taxonomy places the organism in Eukaryota, Fungi, Ascomycota, Eurotiomycetes, Eurotiales, Aspergillaceae.
AUGGAGGUUAAGCCAAAGCCGUUUAAGGUCGUUAUUGUUGGGGGAUCAGUCGCGGGACUGACUCUUGCUCACUGUUUAAGUCGAGCAGGUAUCGACUAUGUGGUAUUAGAGAAGCGAGGCGAAAUUGCGCCGCAGGUGGGUGCCUCCAUUGGGAUUAUGCCUCAUGGUGCUCGGAUCUUGGAUCAAUUAGGCUUGUUCGAUUCCGUAGAGCAAUUGAUUGAACCAUUGCACACGGCACACAUCUUGUACCCGGAUGGGUUUGAGCAUACCAAUCGAUCGCCGGAGCUUCUUGAGAAACGGUAUUUCAAUCUUCCUUGUCCGCGAUCGCCCUUAAUAGCUGCUAAAAAGGAUUUACUCAUUAGAUUCGGAAUCCCACUUGCGUUUUUGGAGCGACAGAAACUACUCCAAGUCCUCUAUGAUUUCCUGCCAAACCAAUCAAAGGUUCUUUCAAACAAAGCCGUUGUAUCCGUAUCUCAUGAGAAGAAUACACUGUGUGCAGUGCGCACACAAGAUGGUGGCGUGUACGAAGGGGACUUGGUUGUGGGAGCAGACGGGGUUCACAGUCAAGUUCGCAGCCAUAUGUGGAAUUCGCACUCUGGCCAGAUCUCAAAAAAAGAGGAAUCGGCCUUGACCACUGAAUAUGCCUGUGUGUUUGGAAUAUCAGAAGGUGUGUCCGGCUUGCGGGCUGGCGAACAGAUCACCAGCUUGAAUGACGGCCAUUCUUUCCUCGUCUUCCCGGGAAAGAACAAUCGUAUCUUCUGGUUUCUUCUGUGGAAGCUUGACAAAGUGUAUGAGUACCCUCAUGCUCCUCGAUUCUCGACAUCCGAUGCCGAAGAACUCUGCCGAAAGCAUUUUGAUGAUCGGAUCUGGAAAGAUGUGCUGUUCAGGGAUAUCUGGCAGAAGCGAGUGGUCUUCUCUAUGACAGGGUUGGAAGAGCAUGUCUUUGAGACAUGGCACUCUGAUCGAGUCGUCUGUAUUGGCGACAGUAUGCACAAGAUGGCACCAAACACUGGACAGGGCGCCAACUGUGCCAUUGAAGAUGCUGCAGUAUUGGCCAAUCUUCUCCACGAUGCUCUCAAAACAGAGCCAGUUGAUUCUCGUCUGUCAGAUCAGAAGAUGCGUGCGAUCCUCCAGACGCUAAAUGCUACCCGGCUGAAUCGAGUGCGCGAGAUCUACAAAGGAGCCAGGUUUGUCGUCCGUCUGCAUGCACGACACAGCCUCUUCUUGCGGCUCCUCGGUCGGUAUUAUGUUCCCCAUUCAGGAGAUCUUCCCGCGGACACGGCUUCGAAGGUGAUUGCAGGUAGCGGAGAUCUGAAAUUCCUGCCCCCUUCGCAACGUGUUGGGCCAGGCUGGGAGGAAUUUCAGGCAAAGCGCCCCGUACCUAUAAUUUUCCUUGGUAGCUUAAUCGUAGUCUCAUUGGUGCUUUGCUCAUUGGCAUGGCAAUGGAAGGGCGUGUUGUCGCGAUGGCUAUUCCGAAUGUGA